CGGAGAUGCGGGUAUGGGAGGGGAGGGGGGCGCGCAACCGGAGCUCACGUUCAUUAACGACCACCGAUAACCGGGAAUCUUCCUCCGGCAGCAUCACAGCGACACGCAGCCGGGAAAGAUGGUCGCAGUGCAGACGUCCCUGAAUUCGUCUCCAUCGGCGGAGUGGAUCUGUUGUCUGGAUAAAAGGCCCUCCGAGCGUUCAGGAGAGGAUGUGGACAUCAUACUGACGAGACUGAGAGGAGUCAAAACGUUCCAGAGGUUUCCACCUCCACUCCUGCUCCAGAUCUGUACCUGCGCCUUUUAUGAAUGCCUGGAGAAAGGCAUUACAUUGUUUCGACAAGGAGACAUAGGCACUAGCUGGUAUGCUGUUCUGUCUGGCUCCCUGGAUGUCAAAGUGUCAGAAACGGCUAAUCAUCAGGAUGCAGUCACGAUCUGCACUCUGGGGAUUGGGACGGCCUUCGGGGAGUCCAUCCUGGACAACACGCCUCGCCACGCUACCAUUGUCAGCAGAGAGACCAGCGAGCUUCUCCGGAUCGAACAGAGGGAAUUCAAAACCUUGUGGGAGAAGUAUCGUCAGAGCCUGGCUGGAUUGUUGGCCCCACCUUAUGGAGCCAUGGAGAGUGGAUCCAACAACGACAGACUGACAGACAAAGACAAUAUGAACUCAGACUCUGGACACAAGGCUCAUAACAAGGUUCCCUCAGAGAAGCUGCAGAGAGCAGGGAAGGUGCUACGUAACGCCAUCCUGUCCAGAGCGCCACACAUGAUUCGCGACAGAAAAUAUCACCUCAAAACAUACAGACAAUGCUGCGUAGGGACGGAGCUGGUGGACUGGUUAGUGAUGCAGAGUGCCUGUGUGCUCACACGCUCCCAUGCUGUUGGGAUGUGGCAGGCGCUGUUAGAAGAAGGAGUGCUUAAUCAUGUGGACCAGGAACUGGGCUUCCACGACAAGUACCUGUUCUAUCGAUUCCUUGAUGACGAGGAGGAGGACACACCGCUGCCCAGUGAAGAAGAGAAGAGAGAGAGUGAGGAAGAGCUGCCGGAGACCAUCCUGUUUCUGGCUCAGAUCGGCCCAGACGCUCUGCUGCGCAUGAUCUUAAGGAAGCCGCCAGGGCAGAGGACAGCAGAUGACCUGGAGAUCAUCUACGAUGAGCUGCUUCACAUCAAGGCCUUAUCUCACCUCUCCAACACUGUGAAGAGGGAACUGGCAAGCGUUGUGAUUUUUGAAUCACAUGCAAAAGCUGGAACUGUGUUGUUCAACCAAGGAGAGGAGGGCACCUCUUGGUACAUCAUUCAGAAGGGCUCUGUAAACGUGGUCAUCUAUGGCAAGGGAGUGGUGUGCACACUCCAUGAGGGGGAUGACUUUGGCAAGCUAGCCCUGGUUACAGAUUCACCUCGCGCUGCCUCCAUCGUCCUGAGAGAGGACAACUGCCACUUCCUCCGUGUGGAUAAGGAGGACUUCAACAGGAUACUCAGGGAUGUGGAAGCCAACACAGUGCGUUUGAAAGAGCAUGAACAAGCUGUGCUGGUUUUAGAAAAAAGCCACAGGGUGUCCACGUUGGGAAGCAUCAAAUACACUGUGAUAUCAGGAACACCAGAGAAGAUUCUUGAGCACUUCCUGGAGACUAUGAGACUGGACAUUCAUCACAACGAACCAGACCCAGCGGUGGAUGAUUUUGUUCUCAUGCACUGUGUCUUCAUGCCAAACAGCCAGCUAUGCCCUCUACUAAUGGCACACUACCAUGUGGUCUCUCCACCGGGCUCUGAACAGGAGAGGCUGGAGUACACACUCAACAAUAAAAGGAGGGCCCUCAUUCUGACCCUGCGCUGGGCGAACACACACACCUACCUGCUACAGGAGGAGCCUGCUGCAAUCUCUUUCCUGGAGGAGCUGUAUGGAAGUGUGUCCAAUGAUUCUCGGACACUGAGAGGUCUCAAAGACUUGGUGCCUGACCUGGAGAAAGUGGUGAAGUUACACUCAGAGGAAGUCAAAUCAACUAAAAAGAAGACCCUGAUUCGACAGUUCAGCAAUGGGGAGGAACGGCUGCAGAAGAAACAGCCAAUUAGGAAUCAAGAUGACAUCCUCUUGAAGGUCUACUGCAGUGACCACACCUACACUACUAUCAGGAUUCCAGUGGUGGCGUCCGGGAAGGAGGUCAUCAGCGCUGUGUCGGACAAACUUGGCACCACUGAGGAGCUGCUGCUGGUCCACCUCAGCUCUGCUGGCGAAAAGCAGAUGUUGAAACCUAAUGACGUGUCAGUGUUUUCUACGUUGAGCAUAAACGGUCGUCUGUUUGCCUGUCCUCGAGAGCAGCUCGGCAGUCUGGCUCCUCUUCCGGACCAGGAAGGCCCGUCUGCUGGGUCCAUGUCAACCUUUGAGUUGAUGAGCUCCAAGGACUUGGCCUAUCAGAUGACCAUGUUCGACUGGGAGCUGUUCAGCUGCGUUCAUGAGCAUGAGCUGCUCUACCACACGUUUGGACGCCAUAGCUUCAGAAGAACCACAGCUAAUCUGGACUUGUUCCUGAGGAGAUUCAACCAGGUUCAGCUGUGGGUGGUCACUGAGGUCUGCCUCUGCACUCAGCUCAGCAAGAGAGUGCAGCUUCUUAAGAAAUUCAUCAAGAUAGCUGCACACUGUCGAGAAUUUAAGAACCUCAAUUCAUUCUUUGCCAUCAUUAUGGGGAUGAGCAACCCUGCUGUCAGCAGGCUGAGCCAGACAUGGGAGAAACUCCCCACCAAGUUUAAGAAGUUUUAUGCUGAGUUUGAGAGCAUGAUGGACCCGUCGAGAAACCACCGAUCUUACAGACUUACUGUUACCAAGCUGGAGCCACCAAUCAUCCCCUUCAUGCCGCUGCUUCUCAAAGAUAUGACUUUUACACAUGAGGGCAACAAGACUUUUAUUGACAAUAUGGUCAAUUUUGAGAAAAUGCGUAUUAUAGCAAACACAAUUCGACAAGUGAGACACUGUCGAAGCCAACCAUUCAAUCCCGACAUAUGCCAGCCAAACAAGAAUCAGGCGGAGGUGCGGGGCUACGUUAGGAAACUCUGUGUGAUCGACAACCAGAGGGCUCUAACGCAGCUCUCCUACAGGCUGGAGCCCCGGCGGACAUGAGCCGCAAACCCUCCACCGCCAACGCCUUCGCUCCGUGACAUUAGCAUAAAGUACACAAACGCAUCACCUGUUUGACACAACUCAACAAGUGGACUUGUAGUAGCAAAUCACAGCAGUGAUUCCUAGAACUAUGAUGGGCUACCGUGGCUCAAGGACUCAUACUGUGCCGUAAAACGCCUCCUGCUGCUGGACUGAAGGAAACCGUUUCAGCUGCUCUCCCGUUGCUCUGUCUUAAACCCUUGACCGGUUGUUUAUAUCGUGCCAGUUAGUACUGUUUUACAGACCUGCUAGAUAGAUCUGUGGUGUAUAGAACGUGAAUCAAAUAUCCUGCAUGGUUGAACUUCAUAGGCUUUGUGUUCUAUACAGUGGACUUCUAUCAGAGUGUCCUGUAUUGUUGUGUUAAACCCAGAGGAAGCAGAGUUUACAAUGAAAGACUACCUGCCUGUUGAACCAACUUCCCACUUACCGAUGUUAGUGUUUUAGACUUUUAAAAAAAUAUCCUAAUAUAUACAGACAUCUGAAAGUACAUAUUUCCCUAAUAAUCUAAAUUAUUCUAAUCAAAGUAUUUAAAAUCUGUAGGAUUAUACAUGUCAUAUUUAAAAUGAUUUAACAGAGUAGUAGUUUGAUCAGAGCCCUGAAGGUGUCACAAAAUGUUUAAAAGGGACACUAAAGUAUUACAUUUUAAGUCAAAGAGAUAAGAAGCAGUAUCUCUUGGAAAAUGCAAUUGCCCGAUUGGAUCUAUAAAUCUGUUGUGAUUUUUAGUUGACCUUUUAAAGGGAACCCCAGUCUUAUUAGUCAGUCUGUUCAGUCUGUGUGGUUUUACUUUUGUACUUGUACAUUCGGAGUGCGUGCCGUCCCAUUUUUUGUUUGAUCUCAGGAUCUUUUGCUGUGAUGAUGUGUUGAGAAAUUCUGUAGCUUUUUCCCAAAAAAGCUGCCUGUAAGAUGUAUUGUAUGUGUAGUCUGCUUUGUAAAUAAAAAACAUUGCAAAUUUA
This is a messenger RNA of Xiphophorus couchianus (Monterrey platyfish), 4101 nucleotides long. RefSeq names its product rap guanine nucleotide exchange factor 4-like. The transcript has 30 exons. NCBI's taxonomy places the organism in Eukaryota, Metazoa, Chordata, Actinopteri, Cyprinodontiformes, Poeciliidae. Gene Ontology annotation, cellular component: plasma membrane. The coding region runs from base 119 to 3109 and encodes 996 amino acids. Gene Ontology annotation, molecular function: guanyl-nucleotide exchange factor activity. The record is from RefSeq and is a predicted model, not a curated record. Gene Ontology annotation, biological process: Ras protein signal transduction.